CCUGUGGCGGCUCCCCCUACAAUACAAAGGCGAGGAGAACACGGCGGAAAACGAAACCGGCUCCCCAAACCCCCGCGCCUCCGAUGUCGGGCCCGCGACCCGCCGCCACCGCGCCGAACCCUAGCUCCACGUCCCCCUCUCCGCCCCCUCCUCCGCCUCCCCUGACGACGGCGUCCGCGAGGAUGGCGGCCAGGGUGCGCGAGGAGGGCGAGGUUUCCUCCGGCGCCGACGACGACGAGGCCCUGCAAUUGAAGCGGACAGCUCUAUCCAAUGCUGGGAAAUAUGCGCAGGCUGCUGCUAAAGUGACAUCGGCAAGUUUCCCUGUUAAAAGCGUUAGUAGUUUGAGCCUCUCAAAUGUUCUUCCUCAAAAACCAAUUGCUCCGAGUUAUAGGAAGGCGUUGAGGGGGAAUCAAGGACAAUUCAAACCUGGCACCAGUCAUAAUCUUGCUUGGCUGAAGCCUGUCUCAAGUGAUAACCUUGUGAUAAGUUUCUCUGACGAUGAUAGUGGAGCCGACUCUGGAGGGUCAAAGCAAGACGGAAGUAAAGGCAGGAAAGCCAGCUCACAAGUUACACAUAAAGCAGGGAUUAGUUUGCAAACUAGAAUUAUGAGAGAGGAAGCACACCAACAAAAGACCCGUGCUGCAAGCGUAGGAUCCACAAAAUGGUCUGCCAAUCCACACACACUCAGAAACUCAGGCACAGGUAGGGGCUCAGGUGCCACCUUUUCCAGAAGAGAGCCACCUAUUCGUCAAGCUGCUCAUCUGAAGUCUUCACAGAAGGAUGGGAAUGGUGCAGGAGUAAAUUCAGCAGAUCAUAAGUUGGAGAGGUUGCGGCAUAAAAUUGCUGCUAGAGAAAAUGAGUUAAAAGUUCAGAAGAGGCCCGUGUCACCUGGUUUUGUGAAGGAUGCAGACAUCUCUGAUCAGACAAGGCCUCCCUUGGAGAAGAUAGGCUUUAAAGCUUCCAACAGUGGUGGAUGUGUUCACCUUGAUGAUGCGAUUGGACAUGAUGACAGAUCUGUUAAAAGGGUAAAGCUCACUCAGCAGUUUGCCAACAACCAAGCACACAGUGAUUUUCCAACACUGGUACCAACUGGUAGUUCAUUGGUAAACAACAAUUUACAAUCCUUGGAAAGAAGGGAUCACAUUGAAAAUGGAAUUACUGUGAAUUGUACUGUUAAUGAUACAGAGCAUGCAGUCACAAUAGAACCUUCGGAUGGUGGAACUGCUGAGAAUCUUAUGUCAUCGAAGAGUCACCACAUGGUUAUACAGGAUGGUGGCAACCAUGCCAGAGUUGAAUAUCAUGGCAAGCCUGCAGGGCCACCAUUUACUAGCGAUCAAGCUGUGAUUGAAAAUACUAGUUCUUUGGUUCCUGUUACUUCUAUCCGAGCAGAGGCCAAUGUUGAAAGGUCAUCGAAUCAUAUAAAGGACCAUGUGUUUUCUAAGUGGGAUGGGCGACAAUUGCCGCCUGUUGAUACUGUGUCAAACGAGAGGUCACAGUUGCAGCCUGGAAUGGAGAAUGCCGAUCCCUUGAACCGUAGUGGCCAUGUAGGCAUAGGAGGUCAGAACACAACACUGCUCUCUCUGCUAGAGGUGGAGGAACUCCAAGAAAGGGAACUGGAUGAUGCUCAGGAGCAUAGGCGGAAAUGCGAAGUUGAAGAAAGAGAAGCUCUCAGAGCAUACCGCAAAGCACAAAGAGCUUUAAUUGAGGCCAAUGAGAGAUGUGCCAUUCUUCGUAGAAAAAGGGAGGUUUGCUCUGCACAAGUCCAUGGUUUAAUUGCAGGGAAUUCUUCUUUGGGACAAUGUUUAAAUAUUCAGAAUGCUGAACAUGGCCAUGUAAUGCCAUCAGUACUCAACUCUCCGUUUCAUGCAGAUUGUCAGAUGGCUGAGCUUCAGGGUGGUAGGUCUAGCAGUCCUUUCCUGGAUGAACCUCCCCCACAGCCAGUAGAUAAGCAUGAGGCACGCUCACGCUAUUGUGAUGAGCUUGCAGCCAGCAUUGCUGAUCCAAAAUUUGUGAGUACUGUCCAUGAUACCCAUGAUACCAGUACACCUUCACAUUACACGGAGGAUGAUCUUCUGUUCCCCUCUAAGCAUCCUAGAUCUGAAUGCACUUCAAAUCCAGAGAAUCACAUGGAAGAAACUAUACAUGUAUAUGCGGAGGAAAACAGACAGGCUUCUACUGAUAGUGCGCAGGACUAUGAGCUUUUAGAAGCUUCUUUGAGGUCCAGACUGGUGAAAAGAUUUGGGGUGAAACCAUAUCUGAAUAACUCUGGAGAAGUCCCUGAAGAACUUGUUGUUGGAAAAACAGUGGAGACUGACCAAGGCAAACAAUCUGCACAUGUUGGACUUCAGUUACAGGAAGUGGAUGAGAAUGUUAUGACAAAUCCUGAAGGUACAAUGGACAUGGAGCUUGCAAAUGAUGGUGCUCAUUGUGUUGAAAAGAUGUCUGGACUAUCUGAUUCUAGUAAUGCACAUUCCGUGGGCAAUUGUGGAUUUGAGGACAACAUUUCCUCUCUUGGAGAAUCAUUCGUGCCAUCAAGUGUGAAUUAUCUCAUUUGUCCUUCUUCAGCUCCACAAAAUGCUGCUAGACACAUCAAGUGGGUAUUUCAUGGCUUUCGUAAGGAGGCUUCGGAUGAUAGAAAUGACUUAGUAACCAGUGAUAUAGCAUCUGAAGCAGCAGUAAGGCCAUCUGUGAUACAAGACCGUGUUGAAGAGAAUCUUAGGAUGGUCUCAACAGCUCCAAGGGAUAAGGACAUGGUGCAAAGUGGGAUUGACCCCUUCUGGCCCUUCUGCUUCUUUGAGCUACGAGGAAAAUGCAACGAUGAAGAAUGCCAAUGGCAGCAUGCUGAGAAUCAUGCUUGGAGAAAGUCAAAGCGCAUAAAAUGCGCAAUGCCAUCUGUUUCAGGCCGGAGUCCUUAUGACCUAUUUCAACAUAUUCUGCCCGUACCAACAUAUCGUGUUGGUUCAAAUCUUAUUAAAGCUGAUCUGAACUUGAUGCAGUCGGUGUUGGCUAGCAGUAUUUGGCAAUAUUGGCAAAGGGGUUUUUGCGCUUCCUUUCCUUUACCUUUAUCAGUUCAGAGAGUUCUUCCAUCAGAUGCACCAUCCUUACAAGCUGGUGAUGGUUCGGUUGCAGAUUUUGAUAGGAACAGACAGCUAUCAAAUUUUCGAAUGCUGGAUAGUAGGAAGAAUAAGAUUGUACAGGGAUCUCUUGAUGUUGAACUUUUCUUAGAGGCUGCACUUGGUUUAUAUUGUGGGAAAGUAAACAAACCUGACAGGCUCAAGGCUCUUUUACUUCUAGCACGCUCCAUUGAGGCAGAUCCAAGCACUGUUAUCCUGUGGGUGUUUUAUCUUCAUAUUUACUAUCAAAAGGAUGAAGGACUUGGGAAAGAUGACAUGUUUUCCCAUGCGGUGCAACACAAUGUUUACUCCUAUGAAUUAUGGCUUAUGUAUAUUAAUAGUAGGUUACGCUUUGAUGACCGAUUGGAUGCUUAUAAUGAUGCUCUGAGCAUGCUCUGCCAAAUGACAGCUGACACUGGCGAAGAAUUGAAAGAUAGAAGUGCUUUCAUCUUAGAUAUCUUCUUACAGAUGAUUUAUUUCCUGUGCAUGUCUGGAAAUGUAGAGAAGGCUAUUUCUAAGAUUUAUGGGAUUCUGCCUACUGCAAUUUCGGACUGCUCUGGCGACAAGUUGCUUGCGGAUGUCAUUUCUUGCUUGACAGUGUCAGAUAGGUGCAUAUUUUGGAUUUCAUGCCUAUAUGUGUCAAUUUAUAGGAAGCUGCCAGAGGAAAUUUGUGAUCAGCUAGAAUUUCCGAAAGAAUUACCUCGUGUGUUAGUAUGGCAUCCUGUUGAACUUAGGGUAGAUAACAGAUGUCAGGUUACAGAGCUAUUGAAAUAUGCUGCUGACAAAAUGGCUAUAGAUAUUAACGAGACUGUUAAAAACGGGGACCCGUCUUAUCUGACAUUGUCACAAUUCCUCGCUGUUAACCAUGUUAGUUGUCUAGCUGCUCUUGAAGGCUUCCAAUCUUCUGUUGAUAUGCUGAUUAAGUAUAUGAAGGAGUACCCAGCGUGCCCUAAUAUUCUUCUUAUCUCAGCUCGAUUAUAUCAAAAGUAUGGUACAUGUCCUGGUCUGAAAGGGUUUGACGAGUUGCUCAUGGAUUGGCCUAAAGAGGUGCAAGGAGUUCAGUAUCUGUGGAAUCAAUAUGCCGAUCAUGCUUUGGCAGAUAAUAUUGAGUUAGCUGAGAAGGUACUGACUCGUUGGUUUGAAGAAUGUGGAAAAGACGGCAAGCUCCAUUGUAAUUCUGCUGUUGGUAUGGUAGAAGGCAGUAAUGAGGAAUCUGAACAACCGUCGUUUGCCUCGACCCAAGAAGUUUCUUCUGGCCCAUCUGCAUCAGAAGAUGAGGUAUAUUGGCUGUUAAACCUCUCACUGUAUAGGAUGCUAGAGAGCAAUCUACAGGAAGCAGAAGUUGCUGUAGAGAAAGCAUUGAAGUUGGCCCAAGGGGAGAGCUAUGAGCACUGUUUAAGGGAACACGCCGCAAUUCACGCUCUAGAAAGACCAUCAUCUUGUUCAGACACUCAAACUCGAGCUACACUAAGUCUGAUAAGUGGUUAUCUUGCAGAUCAUCGGAACUUACCCAAGAGGGAACUGCUGUCUCGAAGGUUUAUCCAGACUGUUAGGAAGCAUAAGCUCAGGCAGUUGAUAGAUGAAACUAUAGGUCCAGCAUCUGCAGAUUCUUCGCUGAUAAACUCAGUCCUUGAGGUGUGCUAUGGCCCGUCUCUCCUUCCAGGAAGAAUAGGUGAAGUAAAAUACUUGGUUGAUUUUGUUGAAUCAGCAAUGGAGGCUCUUCCUGCAAACUACCGCCUAGCCCUGGCAGUUGGUUCAUUUGUGGUUAAGCAUUACACGGGUGCUGACCCUACCUCCAUGGGCACCAGGUUCUGGGCAAGCUUGGUUCUGAUAAACGCCAUCUUUCGUGCUGUACCUGUUGCACCAGAGUCAGCAUGGAUAAAAGGUGCCGAUCUCCUGGAAAAACUGCAGGCGUCAGAGACUGUGAAGCGGUUCCACCAGCAGGCAACAUCAGUUUACCCCUUCUCCUUCAAGCUGUGGCAUGCUUAUUUGACCGUCUGCAAAGCCAGUGGAAGCAACACGGAGAGCAUUGUCGAAGCCGCUAGGCAACGAGGCAUUGAGCUGAACGCAACGCCUACCUAGUUUGGCCCUUUUGAUCUGAAGCCAUGGGGUUUGCCAGGUGGAGUUGCAGUUACUGCUUUGUGUAGUGGAAAUGACAUAGAUACAUGGAAUCGGUGGUGAUUACGAUGGGCGUGAUUCACCAGGUGGAGACUGUAGUUAUGUGUUGUUUUUACUGCAGGUGACAUAGAUACAUAGAUUCGGUGGUGGCGACGAUGGGGUGGUUUUCUUGUUUAGGCAGAGUUUUAGGAUCAGGUAGUCGUGGAUAGUAUACAGCAUCUGUUUGUUACCGAGGUGGGCAAUUGAUGGCGAUGGAAACCAGGCAUAUAUGGGUUGCAGGACAUGUUUCUUUUUGGCUGACUUUGAGAAAGAUGUUGGAGGCAGACUUCUGUGUCUGUUUCAGUUUUAGUCUUAGUUCCCUUGAUACAGUGUAUGAAAUGCAUGACUAUUGUUUUAAUCACCAUCGUCAGGUAUGAAUGUGAAUUUGUGUUCA
This is a messenger RNA of Brachypodium distachyon (stiff brome), 5664 nucleotides long. RefSeq lists its product as uncharacterized. Gene Ontology annotation, cellular component: exosome (RNase complex); nucleus. The transcript has 9 exons. NCBI's taxonomy places the organism in Eukaryota, Viridiplantae, Streptophyta, Magnoliopsida, Poales, Poaceae. The record is from RefSeq and is a predicted model, not a curated record. Bases 84 to 5195 code for a protein of 1703 amino acids.